This is a messenger RNA of Colletotrichum destructivum, 471 nucleotides long. Its product is annotated as Putative LITAF domain containing protein. The record is from RefSeq and is a predicted model, not a curated record. The transcript is spliced from 3 exons. Gene Ontology annotation, molecular function: zinc ion binding. Lineage: Eukaryota; Fungi; Ascomycota; Sordariomycetes; Glomerellales; Glomerellaceae. The coding region runs from base 1 to 471 and encodes 156 amino acids.
AUGAACAAGACUUACUUUGAAACCAUGGCCCAAGACCAGCCUACCGAAGACUCGAGCAUUCGAUCCCCUCUGCCCCAAUACCAAGCCAUGCACACUCCUGCCUCUUCGACUGCUUGUGCGAACGCCAGCUUUUGCAACGCUAGCCAUUGCCAUAUCGCUCAGUCAUGCCAUCAUGGGCAAGCUGAUGGGUCAACGGCUCAGUCCAACGUUGUGCCUGUUGCCCUCUUGAGAAGAUGGCCGGCCUUAAUCGAGUGCCCUGGGUGCAGAGCGGUUUUGCCCACCAACACUGACCACGUGGUCGGGAAGGGAUCCCACUGGAUGGCCGCCAUGUUCUUCUGCACCACCGUCAUCGGCGUGUUCAUUCCCUACGCUAUAACAUCGUUCAAGGAUAUUCGACAUUCCUGCGCGCGCUGCGGACGUAAGGUUGCCACUCAACGAUUCGGUAGUGGCACCAAAGCCCAUUUGAUGUAA